AUUAUGCCGGAAUUAUUCCGUUUUACCCUUCGGGAUUCAUUUCUAAUUUAUGCACACCUCGGCUUGCUUGCUUCCAGCAUGCGCUGCCGUGUUUCUUGACCUGCUUAGCAACUACUCUUUCUUGUAUCCCCGAAGAUAACUGUUUCAUUUGCAGCGGACACUCCGAGAGUUGAGUUGAUACUAGAGUCAGAUAUCGACGAGGUACGUUGGGUAGUCUUUGGUAUUUCACAGGGCUAACAAUACGUGUUCUCUUUAGAUUGGGCUUUAUCGUCCUCCCAGAUGUCAACUCUGAAUACAGAAUCGAGUUCGAGCGCAACUUUUUCCUCUUCGUUCGACACAAUCACCACGUCCUCCUCCUCCUCUAGUUCUGCUUCGCGUUCCACUUCGAUUGGUAUGCCUCUUUGACCUUUUCCUGAUUCCGUCUCAUGAAAUGGUCGCUGCUAAUCCAGUCGUAUUUCCGAGCACCGUCUAUACUACCACAAUUGCUACUGCAACGAAUGUCGGCUCUUCUGGGACAACCAAAUCGCAUCUGUCACCGGGAACCAUCGCAGGCCUAGUUAUCGGAGGUUUGUUCGCUGGAUUUGUGGCUGGAGGGUGUAUCGUGUUUCUAGCAAUCCUCAUUCAACGACGGCUGCGGCGAAGAAGGUCCGUUGUGAGAACGCAACCCGAAGAACGCCUCAUGCAUUUAGAGAGAAUGCGUGGAGAAAUGGCUCCUCCGUUACGGGAAGGUUCCACGAUACAAAGCCUUCCUCCGUCCAGGAAUAUCCGGGUGUUAAAUUGGUUGGCGCGUACUCGUAAUGCUGGGCCUCCUAGUGUAACACAGCACACUAUGAGUGAAAGAAGUACAGGCGAUCAUCGCAGUGCGACAUCCGUCCCGCUUCCAGUUUCGGUAUCGGAUUCCACUAGUCAAAGUCAUUAUUCUCAACCUAGUCUCGACCCGCACAGAUCCGAGCCUCAGAGAAGCUCUUCUACAGUGGUGCGUCCCACAAAAUCGGAUUCUCGGUCAGAACACGUAAAUGCAACGAACGAUGGACUAGACGGACGAUGAUCAUGAUCUAUCUUUUUAUUUACAGUAUCAUAUAUACUAAUUCGACAACGCACGGACUUUAUCAGUUAUGCUCAGUUAUGUCAAGAAAUGUAUCGCUACUUUAUCAAACUAUAUGCAUGUACGGCGGCGUUUCUUUCAAAUUCAAGCAUGGGUUUGGACCAGGACCGUUCAGCGGAUGAAUGAGGAACUAUGAGGAAAUCAUCGUUCAACGUUCGUUCAGUUCUCGCAGUGUAAUAAAAUUUCCUUUCCCUCUUUGCGCGUGGGAUUACGUCGACAUCAGUCUGUGACGAAUUUAUCGUUGCAUCGCUGGCAUUUC
Molecule: messenger RNA, 1364 nt
Organism: Lentinula edodes (shiitake mushroom)
Lineage: Eukaryota; Fungi; Basidiomycota; Agaricomycetes; Agaricales; Omphalotaceae
Exons: 2
Coding region: 431-1048 (205 amino acids)
Source: RefSeq, a predicted model, not a curated record